CUUCACCAUGGCUAUAUAUAACAAAGCUUCUUUCUCCAUGAACACCAAUCUCAUUUUACAUUGACAUCCAAGAAGAUGCAAAUGGAGUUCCACCACCCUUAUUGGCCAAAAUACAACCCAGUAGGCUCACCCUUUGAAGAAGGUUUUUUCUUGCCAGAAAUGGAUACCCAUGUUGACACUUUCAAGUUUUCCACUUCAUCAGUUUCCAUUCAAGAUUUCUCAGAUGUUUCUUCUUCAACUCCAUAUGGCAGUGAAAUCAAUAGUUCCCACUUUUUAGGCGAUCAUUUUCCAGCCAUCUUACCAUGGAUUGAUCACCAAUUUAGGCUUGAUGGGGUUGAAAACUGCUCUGAAUGGAUGGUCAGUGAUAGCAGCAUCUCUUCGCAACGGAUUCUCAUGGAAGAUGUCCAUCUCCCACCAUCGUCGGGCGAAAUUUCGAUGAAUGGCCUCCCAUCAGUUCAACCAUGCCUGGUUUUGCCCGAUGAAAACAUGGAAAUCGAUAACCACCUAUCGAUUCUUCAUCUGUUGAAAGCAUUUGGGGAUGCCGUGGGGAACAAACAAAUGGAGCUAGCAGGGGAAGUUAUCAGGCGACUCAAAGAGAAGGCCUCUCCAACUGGCAAAAGCACUGAAAGACUUGCAUUUUAUUUGACCCUAUCAUCAGACAACCAAGCUAGCUACUUAAUGCAAGAAUCUAGCAAAAAUCAAGAGGCUGCCUUCAAGGCCUUCUAUCAGAUCUUCCCCUAUAGUAGGUUUGCUCAUUUCGCUGCCAAUUCAUCCAUACUGGAAGCCAUCCCUGCCUAUGCUACUGUGCUACACGUUGUUGAUUUCGAUAUUGGUAAAGGCAUACAAUGGCCACCAUUGAUCGAAACACUUGGAAGGAGAGGGCUACAAAUAUUGCGGUUGACAGCAAUAAGAUGGGAGGAAGAGAGUGGCAGUUGCAAUGCUACAACUAAUUUUGAGGACACAAAGAAGCAACUAUGUAAACAUGCAAAGAAUUUUGGUCUAAGAUUGGAGGUGGAGGAAACGGAUAUAGAAGGCUUAGUGAGCAAGGUUAAAAUGGAUAGCGACUGGUUAGCAUUCAAUUGCAUGGUUGGGCUCCCUCACAUGGAACAAAGGAGUGUGAAGCACGUUGAGGAGUUCCUUACAACAGCAAAGGCAUUGAUUGGGAAUGAUAGAACCAAAGGCGUCAUCACUUUGGGUGACGGAGUAGGUAUCGAAAAAUGGAUGGACUACACUAGUUUCGAUUCUUUCUUCGAAGCACAGCUGAUCUACUUCCAAGCAUUGCUCGAGUCAAUGGAGCAGUUUAGGUUUCUAGAGGCUAGAAUAGCUAUGGAAUGUUUGUUUGUGGUACCCCAUCUUUGUUCUCUUGCUGAUGUUGGGCAAUGGAAAGAAACUUGGAGGGCAGGAUGCUGUCUCACAAAACUAGGGUUGGAGCCUCUGAGAAUGAGCUGGGAAAACCAUUUGGAAGCUACGGAGGUGGUGAGUGAAGGGGAGGGUUCAUAUUGGGUGAGGGUCCAAGGAGAGGAAAACAAUCAAAUGGUGUUGGGUUACAUGGGAGCUCCCAUGGUGACAAUGUCUAGUUGGAUAUAAGUGUAAGAUGCACCAAAUUAGUGCAGUAACCUAUUCUUUUCUAGAGACAGAUCAUUAUUGUUUUAUAGACAGUGUUGAAAAUCUCCGUCGGGAGUUUCAUUCU
Messenger RNA from Hibiscus syriacus, 1690 nucleotides. Its product is annotated as protein NODULATION SIGNALING PATHWAY 2-like. The transcript has a single exon. Lineage: Eukaryota; Viridiplantae; Streptophyta; Magnoliopsida; Malvales; Malvaceae. Bases 76 to 1587 code for a protein of 503 amino acids. The record is from RefSeq and is a predicted model, not a curated record. Gene Ontology annotation, molecular function: sequence-specific DNA binding; DNA-binding transcription factor activity. Gene Ontology annotation, cellular component: nucleus. Gene Ontology annotation, biological process: regulation of DNA-templated transcription.